Molecule: messenger RNA, 2498 nt
Organism: Mobula hypostoma (lesser devil ray)
Lineage: Eukaryota; Metazoa; Chordata; Chondrichthyes; Myliobatiformes; Myliobatidae
Product: transcobalamin-2-like
Exons: 8
Coding region: 1165-2127 (320 amino acids)
Biological process (GO): cobalamin transport
Molecular function (GO): cobalamin binding
Source: RefSeq, a predicted model, not a curated record
CGUAUGAUUCAACACACAAAACAUAUAUCAUCAUGACAUGUACUAUUAAUAGUUUUCGUAAAUCCAGGCAAAGAAAACUCCACAUCACUGAUAGUAUCAUCGCUACAGAUAGCUUCCAGCACAGCAGGGGCCGUAAAGGGGCCGCGCCAGCGUCUAUCCCCGGGAAGCUGGCCCGGCUAGGAUCGUCCCAUAACACUUUCUGCAUCGACACUUUGUGAGGAAGCUUCAGUAAGUCCUGCAGGGAUCGAAUUAACCUUUCAAUCAAUCUGAUAUGCCUAAGGACUGAAAUGUAUGAAUCUGCUUUUUGAGGAAAUACCACUUGUUUAAUAAUACGAGAGAAUCUGCAGAUGCUGGAAAUCCAGCGCGACACUCACAACAUGCUGCAGGCAAUCGGCAGGUCAGGUAGCAUCUUUGGAGAGGAAGAAAGAGCCAAUGUUUCGAGCCGAGACCCUUCAUCAGGACCGGGUUAAACUGUUGUACAUUCUCCAGUGGCUUCAUCUGGCACUGAACGGGUUAGCGCUCGCCCAAGGAACUCCUGCCAAAAGCUCUGGGGUGCAAGAACAGGUGAAACCAGUUGUGGGACUGCCUUGGAGCAGGAAGAUCGACUCCAUGCCUGUCAGUAUUGUCGAGAUUCUGAUUGUUUCUUCUCCUUUUGACACGGGAACAUCGCAAGUCAGUGUUUUGGUGCUGACAAACCUUCAGCUGGCGGAGCCUCGACCAGCGAAGCAGCGAUUUUCCGGAGAAGUUACAUGACUUCAACCUCACCCCUACACAGCCCGUCACUAUCAGCAGUAAUUUCAUUCACACUACCACUCAAAGAAUUUUCAGAUUAACUCGAACUGCUUGGGGCAGUCGGGCCGCUUUGUGCCCCCGUGGUUCCCGAGCGGGAGGGAACUGCGUUCUGUGCCGAGCUCUGACUUCGGCAGAAGGUCAUUAAUCGCUGGCUGAACAAGUCCUUCAGUCGCCAUCAGCAGGUGGGAGGCUCGAGAGGACAAAGUCCCGGGGCGGUGACAACAGCAGUGAACUUCACGGCACACAGACUGUGAGAAAAAUCUGUUCAUGGUAACUGGCCGGUGAGUGUCUCCUUAUCACGCGGUGGUGAGCAAACUCCGGCUGACAGGUAGAACACUGCAUCACAACACACAGAUUUUGGAUGAAGAAGCAAUGUCCAUCUUCAGAGUUAUCACCUUCUUAUUUCUAAGUGCCUUUGGACGUUUCACUGAGCAAUGCUCUGUCUCCGAGUCUGAGCAGGCUGCCGUUGACACCCUCAUGCAGGUGUUACAAAAGAGCGCAGAGGACGACUCUGUGGACCCCGACCCCACCACCUACCUCGGCCUGCGCUCCACACACAGACACGACCAGAGAGUUGAAGAGCAUUUCCUGGAGCGGCUUAAAGCAGACGCCAUUCGGAAAGUGACUCAAGGAAUAGGAAGUGCUCUGCCCACUGGUUCAGCUGCUCUCUACGUGCUGGCUUUUAGAGCUGGCUGUCUGGAUCCAAGCAGCAUCUCUGAUGGUCAGGCACAGAUUAAUAUGGUGAAAAUUCUUGGAGAGAAGUUCAAUAUGGAGUACCAAAACCUAGGGUCCCACGGACACCCUCUUAUAGACUUCUACGAGAUCUCCUUAGCAAUGCUGGCGCUCUGCAUUGAAAAGCAACCUGUCCAAAUCCCCUUUGUGGAUAAAAUCUACAGCAGGGUUAUGAGUCACAAAGAUCCAUUUGGAGAACACUUCUUUAUUGAUACAGCCUCCAUGACAGUCCUUGCUCUCACAUGCAUACACGAUCGCAAUGAUCUUGAUACCAUGGAAAGACAUCACACUGAACAAGCCAUCGUGCUCUUGCUGCAACAGCUCCUGAGUUACCAGGAGAUGAAUGGUACCUUUGGGACUAUCUACAAUACUGGCCUUGCUGUUCAGGCUUUGGCUGAACAGGAAAAACUGGAAUUUUCUCUCUUCCAUUGCCCAAAACAUUUGCAGCUCUUGGUCAGCGAAAUCUAUAAAGGGUCAUUUAACACAGUGCGUAAAGCUUUCCCGGUCCUUCUGGCUUUGGAGGGAAAGUCACUGUUGCACGUUGGAGACCCCAGUUGUCAUUCCCGUCGGGAUAAUCUGCCUGAAGAUGAAAAUGAGAAGUGAAACAAGGACCAAGAGAUGAAGACCAGGAUGCUGUUUUGGUCCAUUACAUGGAAAGGAUACCUUGUAGUUAUAUAGUUGGACCAUAGAACAGCAUUUGAUUACCACGUCAUGUCAAAUUCAUUAAACUAAUAACCCCUGUUAAUCGCUCUUCCUCCAGACCCUGACCAAAUCCUACCUUUAUGUGCCUGAAAUGGUGCUUAGCGCUGUUAACUCAUGAACACGCCUGUGCUCUGUGCCUCACCUCCACCCUGACAGCGGUUUGCAGGGAUCCUCCACUGCGUGUGUGUUAAAUCAAUAAACAGCCUCUCGCAUCUAUGUUGCAUUUAUCCUGUCUCGCAUUAAAUACCUGCUCUCUUAUACUGGACAUUACA